Aspergillus aculeatinus CBS 121060 is the source of this 935-nucleotide messenger RNA. Its product is annotated as NAD(P)-binding protein. NCBI's taxonomy places the organism in Eukaryota, Fungi, Ascomycota, Eurotiomycetes, Eurotiales, Aspergillaceae. The record is from RefSeq and is a predicted model, not a curated record. The transcript has a single exon. Bases 27 to 935 code for a protein of 302 amino acids.
CUUCAAAGUCUCCUCAACAGAACACAAUGAAAGUCGCAAUUGUCGGAACCGGAUGUGUCGCCCGUUAUGUGGUUGAUGCACUUCUUGCGAAUUCCCACGAUGUCAUCACUCUUAGUCGUACUCGCAAGCAGCAUUUCGAAUCGCUUCCAAUUGUGCAGUACGAGAUAGAGUACACUGCGAAAUCCAUGUCAAAAUUCCUUGAGGGAUGCGAAGCGGUGAUCUGCACCGUGAGCUUUAGUGCGCCAGACAUAGUUCAGAUCCACCGGGAGCUCUUGGAAGCGUGCAAAAGCAUCCCUACGUGCAAGAAGCUGUUUCCAUCUAUCUGGAUUGGCAACUUCGAGGAUGUCCCAGAUCAACCUUACGGAGAGGCCGAGGGCGUUCGUCAAAUCGCUUCUCUCCUCAGCAGCCAGAACACGGUUGAAUGGACCAUCGUCAGCCUUGGCUGGCUUAUCGACUACGUGCUUCCGACGGAGCAGCGAUAUCUUCCUGACGACCCUUUCUGGGUGCAGGAUCAUGAAGCGAAAACCUUCAAGCUCUACGGGAGCGGAACUCAGACUGUUAGUUGCACGCCUGCUCGGGAUGCCGCCAACGCCGUUGUUCGUUUGGCAGAAACCGAAGUUCCAUUGGAACGCGUCACGUAUAUGUCUGGUCAACAACUUACCUGGGCCGAACUCUACGAGAUUAUCAAGGAACGUGAUCCCGGCUACACUCUGACUCACAAAUCGCUUGCGGAGUGUAUUCAAGAUUACAUCAAUUCUACGGAUGAAAUGGCAAAAUACGGGGCCGUGUUUGACAUUAUGGGGCAUAGCGAGGCUCUGAAAUUCCCACAGCCAAGGGUUGAUAAGCACAGGGAGAUCUAUUUCACGGGACUCAAGUUUCGAACCGUCAAAGAGCUACUUGAUGAAGGACUAGUGAAGAAGGGGCAGGUUGUUUGA